GAAGAAAAUCGUGAUCCAAGUUAUCCUGAAGAGGAAGAUCCAUUUCUAAUCUUGAAUUGAAUUCAACUUUUAAAUUCAUAGAAUUCUGUUGAGGAACAUCAGGAUCAAAGGCGUUGAUCAGAAUUUCAACUAGUGAGAGCGGAGAAUUCUUUGGAUUUAACACCGUGUCUCCAAUUAUAUUGAGCUUCCUGCUUAAACUGUUUGGAAGAAUCAAAUUUCCUGUUUUGUUUCGAAGAAGGCCUUAAAAAAUCUAAGGUCGUUCCAGAAUAUGCAGAAAUGCCUUUUUUACUUCCAAAUAUUUGCAACAAAGUUCGAGAAGCAUGACUGAUUGCUUUGACUGUAUAAUCGGAAAAUCUAUAUAAAAUACAGGCGCCAAGUCCUUCAUUCGAAGCAUCUGCAGCAACAAUAAUCUCAUGUUUUGGAUUAUAAAGUCGAUGAAGAAUACGCAUGUUAUAAAUAAAUCGACCAUAAUAAUUGAUUGCACCAAGAAAUGAUUUUAAAGUUGAUAUGAGGAGCAUAUUUGUGAUUGCUUCUAUUUUUUUUGGAUCUGGAUGUAAAGAUCCACUACCGUCAAUAAUGUAACCAAGCUCCUCCGACUACAAUAUCAUCAAUGUAAGCGAAUACAUUGUUUAAGCCUAAAAUCAUGGAUUCAACUAUUGCUUGAAAUUCUCCAGGGGCAACUGUUACUCCAAAUGACUUAGCUUUUUUACUGGACGCAUAUCCAUCUUUGUGACCGACAGAAUUACACUUUUGACAUGCGAUUUAUAAGUGCAGUCCUUUGCAAAAUGUAAAUUUUCGCAAAACCAGCAAGACAUAGAUGGAACAGAAUUUUUAUCAGGAUACUAUUUUCUGCGUUCGCACAAACGGUGAUAACGAGGGCACCGCCAGUCGGGAUUCAGUCAAUUGAUACCGUGCGUCAUCGUCGUCGUCGUCGUCGUCGUCGUCGUCGUCGUCGUCGGUGAACGAUGAUAUUUAACUGCGAGCUGCGUGCCACACAGUGACAGCAGGGUUGAAGGAAAGGGAAGACCGGAAGGCCAUCAGACCGCAGACGUCGGAAGUCAGAAGAUGGUGGUGGUUUGAAAUCGGCGAGAUGACAGCGGGAAAGUGACGCACGUGACGACUAUCUGACAGACCCCUCCCCCACACAAGGUGAAUAGACACAACAAUGGUAGAUACACAACAUUUUAGCCUGCGAUGGAACGAUUACCAGAGCAGAAUAAUCUCGGCGUUCAAAAACCUCCGGGACAAUGAGGACUUUGUGGAUGUGACGCUGGCCUGCGGCGGCAAGAGCUUGAAAGCGCAUCGCGUCGUACUCUCCAUCUGCAGUCCGUACUUCAGAGAAUUGCUCAAGAGCACGCCGUGCAAGCACCCGGUGAUAGUGCUGCAGGACGUAGCGUUCAGCGACUUGCAUGCCUUAGUGGAGUUUAUUUAUCGCGGGGAGGUGAACGUGCAUCAGCGUUCGCUCACUAAUUUUCUGAAGACGGCGGAGGUCUUCAGGAUAUCGGGUUUCACGCAACAAGCCGACCAGACCAACCGAGAUGAGCUGUCGCAUGUCCGCGUGUUGGCGGCCAAUGGCAAUCACCUGCCGUUCCACGACAAGUCGGAGGAGAGCUCUUCCCGUGGAGGCGGUUUGCUUACGCCCAUGACCCCGACGUCGACCACGGUGCAGCAACCACUACCCAGUGCCCAGAUACGUCGUAAUGAGAGACGUACCCCGGACCCGCACGACGAGCCGGCGAAGAAAUCACGGGUGCCGCCGCUCAACAACAAUGACGCUACGCCCACGGACUUCUCGAUGGUCAAGAACAAUCAUCUGUCGACGAAGGUAGAGGGCAACAAGGUGCACGACGAGAACAGCUUCGUCGAGCACAAUAUAAAGUGCGAGCCACUGGAGCUGACCGACCGGUCGCCCGCGAGUGGCAACGAACACGAGCCGGAGCAUACGUCCACGCAGAACUUCCUGCCGGAGAGCAAGCUCUUCGCCUCGACGCCCAGCAGCUUCAACUUCAGUAUAGCAGCGCUCACCACCGAUCACACGCCGUUGUCAGUGAAAUGUCCAGGGUUAGGCCAAGGCUUGCAGACACCGGACCUAGUGGGCACUUCGCGAGAUCAGGUCGCCGAGAAGGACGGGGGUUGGCAGUCCGUUACCAAUAUCGAGUUUCAGCGAAAAGUACAGGAACCGAACCAAAAUGAAACUGUGGCGGUGCAACCGCGGCACCCAGAGCUGCCGAUAAUUGAUGAUUUCUUAGACAACAUUAACGAUCAGAUGGAGAUCGUGCAGAAAUCGGAGCCUAUCUCGCCGAGGAUGGACGAGUUCGAGUCCAUCCUCCUGUCGAAUCACACGAUCAAGAGGCAUACGGAUCUCGAUUCGACGCACGAGUAUCGUCACGAUGGCCUUCGAGAUAAACAACAGCAGCCGCAAACGUUCGGAUUUUCGAAUAAUGACGCGCCGUCGUUCGACCCACGAUGGCUACGAUCGCAAAAGGACGUAGACGAUCAGGCGGAUCGCGAUAAAUCCGCGAAUCGCACCUGCGAUUUCUGUCAGAAAACCUUCUCUCGCCCCUGGUCACUGCAAAGGCACUUGGCCGACACGCAUUUAUACGUGCCGCAAUCCUUAGCCUGCGAUCAGUGCGGCAGGAGCUACAGGUCCCAGAACAGUCUGAUUAAUCAUAAGAGUGUGUAUCACGCUCGCAAGAACCGCAAGAGGCAUAAUGCGAAGUCACGUAUUGACCGGCGACGUUACUGGCGAUCUAGGACGAGCCUCUCCGUCGUAUCGUAAAACAGGACGAAUAAAAGAAUUAAAAAUGCAAUGUGUGUAUGAGUAUGUAUGGUGCACCCAUACGACGCAUACCUUGGAGAUUAUUAGAUAAGCUAAUCGCAGCAAUGACCGAAUAAUGUUUUAAGAUAAGAGAGUAGGCUAAUUUUUGAGUGUUGAUGCAGAUAUUCAGAUUUAUCGGAUUUAUUCGCUAUUGAUGUAAUUUCAUAUCUGUGCCGUAAUUUGAAAACAUAUACGGUCAAUGUGAGAUUAAUUUUGAAAAUGGCUUGUAAUAUCAUUCAAUGAUCUGCUCGCAACAGAAUUGAAAUGUAUUUAACUCAUUCUACUUAUUAUUGUGUGUGUAUUUAUGUCAGUUAGAUUUUAAUAAAUUUUUCUUUCUAAAUGAACAGCAA
Messenger RNA from Monomorium pharaonis (pharaoh ant), 3168 nucleotides. Its product is annotated as protein tramtrack, alpha isoform. Gene Ontology annotation, cellular component: nucleus. The record is from RefSeq and is a predicted model, not a curated record. Gene Ontology annotation, biological process: regulation of transcription by RNA polymerase II. Lineage: Eukaryota; Metazoa; Arthropoda; Insecta; Hymenoptera; Formicidae. The transcript is spliced from 7 exons. Gene Ontology annotation, molecular function: protein binding. The coding region runs from base 1166 to 2779 and encodes 537 amino acids.